AUGGAUAGCCAUAUCUUGGUUAGUUUGUGCCUCAGGGGCCUCUCGUGGUUUAGCAGUGCCUUUAGUCUCGGGGCCUCGCACGGCUUUGAGGAGCUGCCCGUCAGACCGUCCCAAUCAUGGAGCCUCAGGGACGUCCCUUUCCCGAUAUCGAACAGCACAGCGUCUGUCGAUCUGUCCGUCGAAGAGAGCGGCGACGACGGGAAACUACUACGCGUCUUUAUCGCCUUGCUAUAUACUGUGCUUCCGCUAUCCCAAGGCAGGACAGAUGACCUCCCAUCAACCGGGUUCCCAACAGCCGUCCUGCAAUGGCGCAGCAGGAAGGCCGGCCAGAGCCCCUGGUGCCGGACAGUGAGUUACGACUUUAUGGGAGAAGAGUCGACAGACGAGCCGCCUGGCAAGGGAGUUCAUCGCCAUAAUGAUCCAAAUUUCCAGCUGCUUUGUGCUCGGACUGUCCGCAGCUUCACACUCGAGCAUCCAGACAAUGCCAAUGUCAAGGCUUCCAUGGUGUGCGAAGCAUAUCGUUUCCAGCUAGCACCGAACCGCCUCAGAAACGUCCUCACAAACAAAAAGCUGAUAUUCAUCCUCCAAGUGUAUCACGCUCACGUCAACGUAUACACAAGCUUCCUUACCGCCUUGGAGGUGCAUUACGCCAGUGCACGCUUGCGGAGACUUAGUAGUAGCCAUCAGUCCAAGCUACGCCAAUGGAGCUUCAACGCCAUCGUGGAGGAUUGCCACUUCUACCAAAGGCUCAUCAACGCCGCCAGCGAGCUCACGCUUACCACGGAAUCGCUCCUCGCCGUCGCCAUAUCUCUCGAGGAACCGGGAAAGGAGGAUCCCCAAGCUGACACGGCUCGCCGCGGAGCUGAGAGGCUGCUGCUGCUCAGCCUAUCUCGCGACAUGAGCCAGUCCAAGAACGUGCAGAUCCUCACGCUCCUCGCGACCAUAUUUCUCCCGCUCUCGCUCUCCGCUGGUAUCCUUAGCAUGCAGGCACGGUUCAAGGAUUUGGGACAGUUGUUGUACGAUUUCUUCGGCGUUGUGGUCUUGCUCGCAGCUGCCGUUGCGCUGCUUGUGUUUGCCAUGCUCGUCUUCUCGCUGCUGAAUGAGGUCGAGAGCACUCUCCACCACAAGGUCCUGUACGUGAGGCUCGUGCGGCCCCUGCUGCUCGUUACGCUAGUGAGCGUCGGGUUGGAUUUUGGGGCCCUUGUACUGUCCUCGUUCGUCGUCGGCAUGUUCAAGGACGUCCGGCUUGGUGCGUCGAUCUUGGGUUACGGAACGGCGGUUGCCGUUGGGCUGCCCACCACCGUGUUGGUCGCCACAGCGCUAAUCUACUACUCUAGCAAGGUGGUCUAUCACUCCAGCACGAAGAAGGAGAAGGAAAGGAAGAAGGAGAGGAAAAACGAGCAAGAUCCCGAAAGCAAUGUGGGACAGCAAGGUGCUGAAGGGGAAGGGGAGAAGGUUGAGCCGCUCGUCCGAGAGGAGCCUGCCGUUGGAUCUGAAGGAGGCUUACCCCUUUAGGUUCCGACAAGCGGCUGAUAUCAAGAUCUAUAAACCGGCUUACAGUGGCAAACUACUUGGGUAUUUCAACGAAGGGCUUUCGGAUCAGAUUUCAGGGGGUUAGCUUAGGAUGGGGUGUUCUCAAGGGCUUUACUGCUUUCCUAGCCGGACAAGGAGUCUAGGACUAGUACCUACCGAAUAUCUGCUUUCAGUGCCGGUAUGUCGUAGGCCAUGGGCUACUAGCCGUCAUUGAAGUGUAUACAC
This is a messenger RNA of Chaetomium strumarium, 1758 nucleotides long. RefSeq lists its product as uncharacterized. Lineage: Eukaryota; Fungi; Ascomycota; Sordariomycetes; Sordariales; Chaetomiaceae. The transcript is spliced from 4 exons. The coding region runs from base 1 to 1515 and encodes 504 amino acids. The record is from RefSeq and is a predicted model, not a curated record.